AUGGAUCUUUCCAUUGGAUGGUUUGGUGUUUUGAUGAUCCCUACCUUAUUGACCGUACCUUCUGUAUUUAUUAUCGCCUUCAUUGCUGCUCCUCCAGUGGAUAUUGAUGGUAUUCGUGAACCUGUUUCUGGAUCUCUACUUUAUGGAAACAAUAUUAUUUCAGGUGCCAUUAUUCCUACUUCUGCAGCUAUAGGUUUGCAUUUUUACCCAAUAUGGGAAGCAGCAUCCGUUGAUGAAUGGUUAUACAAUGGUGGUCCUUAUGAACUAAUUGUUCUACACUUCUUACUUGGUGUAUCUUGUUACAUGGGUCGUGAGUGGGAGCUUAGUUUCUAUCUGGGUAUGCGACCUUGGAUUGUUGUUGCAUAUUCAGCUCCUGUUGCAGCUGCGACUGCUGUUUUCUUGAUCUACCCAAUUGGUCAAGGAAGCAUUUCUGAUGGUAUGCCUCUAGGAAUUUCUAGUACUUUCAACUUCACAUGCUAG
Lactuca virosa is the source of this 480-nucleotide messenger RNA. NCBI's taxonomy places the organism in Eukaryota, Viridiplantae, Streptophyta, Magnoliopsida, Asterales, Asteraceae. The record is from the annotation of a GenBank genome assembly.